AUGCGCCUAGCGAGGCUAUUGGUGUUUUCCGCUUUGGCGGCGCGCGCUGGGGGCGCCGAGGCGGAGGCGGACUGGUUCCCUCGCUGGGCCUCAUUCGCAAGCGAACAUACCCCGUACAUCCAUUCCCGAGGCUACCAGACGCUCCGAACCUCGGGGUCGACCGGUGCAGCCGCCGCGGCGGUUCUAGAGAUAGUUAAAGAGGAUCGGCGGAAAAGAGGCGACGCGACGCCGGUCACGGUUCUCUUCCCAAAUAAGACAAUACUGGAGAUGCCGCUCGACGGCGAUCAGGUCGACACAUUGCCAGACGGUACGUCGCUCAUAUUCGACAGCAAGGCCUUCAAGUUGGGAGAGUUUUCCACCGUUCUCGCGCGAUGGCACGACCUCUCCGAAAAGGACACCGAGCGGAUCGUGUGGUUCGCCGCGAGCGGAGGCCCGUGGACCAUCAGGGCGGCCACGAUCCUCGUGCCGCUGCGCGUCGUGGCGCUGCGCAUUUACCAAAUCCUUGCGCGGGAACAAAUAGAGGCGGAAGCGUUGCCGCUACUCACGGUCGACGAUCUAUGUGGUGUCGGCGUUCCGGCCGACGACGCCCGCAGAAUCGUCGCCGCGGCCUCCGCAUCGGCGAGCGGCGGCGCGGCGGCGACGUCCGGAGGCGACCACCCGGAAAGCCUGUGCUGUCCUAUAUCUAUGGAGCUCAUGGAGUGCCCGGUCAUCGCCGCGGACGGCAAUACGUAUGAUCGGAGUAGUAUCGAGGACUGGUUCUCGCGCGGCAAAAAGACGUCUCCGCUGACCGGUGCCCCGCUCGCCCACCUCGGCCUCACGCCGAACAACCUCGUGCGGUCGAUGGUGUCGGAGUAUCGCGAUGCUGCUUCGCGGCGGGCGUGA
Molecule: messenger RNA, 882 nt
Organism: Pelagomonas calceolata
Lineage: Eukaryota; Pelagophyceae; Pelagomonadales; Pelagomonadaceae
Source: the annotation of a GenBank genome assembly